This is a messenger RNA of Cadophora gregata, 828 nucleotides long. RefSeq lists its product as uncharacterized. The record is from RefSeq and is a predicted model, not a curated record. The transcript is spliced from 3 exons. NCBI's taxonomy places the organism in Eukaryota, Fungi, Ascomycota, Leotiomycetes, Helotiales, Ploettnerulaceae. The coding region runs from base 1 to 828 and encodes 275 amino acids.
AUGCCGCCGCCGAAGUCCACAAUACCGCCUGCCGCACAGCCAAAGUAUUCCGCAUUCUUCGGUGCAUGGAACUCAUCGUCGACAGGACAUCAAAGGGCAGAGAACACUCUAGGACACUCAACAGGAUGGAGACAAUCUAGGAAUAUGAAGCUUUCACACCAGUUCAAGAGCGGCGAUAGUGGAGGGAAACGAGUCUCUGAUCAGGUCGGCGCAGGCUCUGAGCAUUGGGAUGACAAGGCUAAGGCUUUGAUAACGAAGGAAGUUAGAGAGCGGGCAAGAUGCAGCGUGGCAGAUAUGGUUACUGGAAAAUAUCUCUGCGAGAAAGGAACGGCAAUGUUAACGAAUGAAGAGAAGUUAAUGGCACAGAGGAAACAAGAGGAUGACCUAAAGGAAGAGGAAGAGCUGAACCGCAAAAAAGGGGUCUUCGACGGUCUUGUGAUCUAUGUCAACGGAAGCACGUAUCCUUUGAUAUCAGAUCAUAAGCUCAAGCAUGUUCUUGCCGAGAAUGGAGCCAAAAUGUCGCUUCAUCUUGGGAGACGGCAGGUCACGCAUGUCAUCUUGGGAAAGCCUUCUGGUACCUCGGGGGUAGGAGCUGGUGGUGGUUUGUCUGGAACUAAGAUGGAGAAGGAGAUCCGUAGAGUCGGAGGCUGUGGAGUCAAAUAUGUCGGAGUUGAAUGGGUCCUCGAGAGUCUCAAAGCUGGCAAACGACUUUCCGAAUCGCCAUUUUCGAAUCUCAAAAUUGCUCCCAAAGGACAGAAGAGUGUCUACGGAAUGUUCAAGAAAACCAAUAGCACGGGAUCUACAGGAGAUUUCGGCUCUGGUUUUUGA